GUUCUGCAACUCCAAGUAUUUCCUAAGUUCCUCUUCCUUUGAGCAGAAUAAUUUCCAGAAAGAUACAAGAAAUGGCAUCUGUCAACAAAUUCCAAAAAGUGCUAGUGCUGGCACUUGACUGGAUUCUGUACAGUGUUGCAGGUGCUACAGACAACUGCCGUGUCACUGUAACACAGCCCAGGUUUCAGGAAGCUGAACACUCCGCACACACUGCGCUCCUAACGUGUGCUUUCUCAGCCCAUGCAUGCUCCCCGUCUCGGCCUCAAGUUCUAUGGUUUCGCUUUUUUACUGACAGACACGAGGAUCUGUGUACUCCUGAAUGCACAAAUCGUCAGAAGUUCGAAGUACAUGCAUCAUCAGAAAAUCACUAUUCACUUCAAAUCAACAAUCUGACUGUAAAUGACAGCGCUAUUUAUUUCUGCGGGAUAGCAUUUGCAGACUCAGGUUCACCCCAUUCAAAGCAAACAGGAGAUGGAACAGUACUGACGAAAACAGAAAGGCACAAUACUGAAGAAUUGAACUCCAUGAUCAUCAUCUCAUCGUUGCUGCUUCUAUACAGCAUUACUGUAUUCACAAUCAUUAUAGUCUACAAGUUAAAACGAAAGCUGCUAAGUAAAAGCAGGAAUGAAGAGCAGAGAACAGAGAACUGUAAAAUCAGUAGCGGUCGAAAAGUUUUUCGAGCAAUUGCCCAAGAACUUCAAAAGCAGCGGUACGCUGAGCGCUGCCAACAGCCCGAUCAUUUGGAAGAUGACACUGUUUAUCAGAACAGAUGAGUAUGUGCUGCAUUUCCAAUUCAUUCAAUACGUUUGAUGCAACCGAAGGGGCUGAUGAAGAAGUUAAGCUUUUUCACAGACAUACUUUCCUACAAAACGCAAGGAGAAAACUGUACACGGCAGCGUUGAGUGUUUUCUGAACAGAUCAUCAAAACCAGCAUGAUGUCUGUUACACAUUACUUCCCAUUCCACAAGAAUAAAAACAGUGGGAGAAGACUCCAUCUUUCAGAAGAGAACUGCUAAUGCUUCAUAAAAAUUUCCCUUUUCAGUUUAGAUUUAAUUUUAUGUAUUUUUACAUGAAUUUCAUUGCAUUUCUUGUAUGUGAAUUGUGCAUUUGUGUAAGAUGUACAUUAAUCAACAGCAACAAAAUAAACUUAUUACACGGUGACAUUCUGUUUUCAGCCAUAUUAGUGUGAUAGUUUUAAUGGAUACAGAGAUGAAAAACUACUGAGUCUUGCAGCAGCUUCAACAGCAAACGUAUUCUGAGAUAGGCAAGCAGGAACAAAAAACAACAGAAAAUAUAAAUGCAUAUACUAUCAUGUUAAAGCUCAUUUGGGAUGGGAACUCCCCCCAGCCUACCAAGGAAAGGAAGAUGGUGGUCAUUGUGAAAAGGCUGCUCUAGCAACUUCAAAAUUCAACCACCAGCAAGACAACUCCCUUCUUCCAACCCUACCAUCCAAUGUCAGGAUUACCUGGAGCGCCAGCCUUUGUGAACAAAUGGUGCAGGCUCAAACACAGAAGUACACAGAAGUUACUAACUAGCUAAUGUACAAAAUCAGCACUGUGACGAGUGACCUGCUGGUGCCAGGCAUGCUUCCUGCUCGGGAACAAUUGCACCUAUCGUCAUUUAGAAGCAGCAAGGACUGAAGUGCUACUUCACAUUUCAGUGAAGCGAGAACUGACAGAUCAGAAAAAGCAAGUCCCCAUCUAGCACAGUACUGUGUUUCCAAAUGCUCCAGGAAAAUGGGAAAUGCACCUCUCUCUUCUCAUCCCUCUCAAACAAUCAUAUAAAUAAACACUAAUGUGUUCAACAAGAAAAUUUCACAA
Molecule: messenger RNA, 1820 nt
Organism: Numida meleagris (helmeted guineafowl)
Lineage: Eukaryota; Metazoa; Chordata; Aves; Galliformes; Numididae
Gene: IGSF6
Product: immunoglobulin superfamily member 6
Exons: 6
Coding region: 72-773 (233 amino acids)
Source: RefSeq, a predicted model, not a curated record